AUAGGCAAGAGUUUCAGAUCCUUUGGCCAUUUAGUAAUCGAGAUGUUUCAAUACUUGUCUCGAAACUAUAAGUCUUACGAAGAAGAAAAUAGAGGAAGUAAAAGUGGGAAAGUGCAGUGCCAUUCAAGAAAGAAGGGACAGUUGUCAAAUCGAUAUACGAAGGAAUCGAACUUUUUUAUUCCUACUAGUAAUUACAGGAUAGCCAUCAGCAUAAGAGUAGCUAGAACACUAAUUCAUUUCUUCUCUAAUUUCGAGGUCAAGCAUGUACCUCUUCAUAUUCAUCUUUGUUUUCUUUAUAUUCAUCUUCAGAUCCAUGAGCAUUUUGUGGCUUCCCCUGUGUUAUUGCAAAAUCAUCUGCUCAUGUUUACUAUGCUGCACAGAGUCUAGCAGUGGUGAGUACGAGUAUGCUAUGCGAGCAGCUCAAGCUUUAUUUGAAGAGACAAUGAAAGAAAGACGUUCCCGUCGUUGUUCCUCCUUUUUUGUCUUGGAUGAAGGCUCAACUGUCAACGUGAACAAGAUGCUGGAAUCCGAGUACCAAGGGAGUGAUGGGACUGCCAUAUUCAAGGUGGUGGGUGGGAGGGUGAGCGACACCAAUCUCACCGACGCACUACAUUCACGGGCGAUGUCCCAAGUCCACAGGCUGCGGCUGCUAUCGUGGUGUGUAACUGUGGUGGUGAUGAGCAACGAUCCCUCCUUCCUUGCUGCUUUCGCGGAGGCGUCAGACAACGAGCGCUUAUUGCUUUGGGAAACGAGGUUGUUAGUAAUAACCAGCCUGGACAUGCCGCUCCUUCGUCGUCUGUUGCAGGAUUACUGGAGCUUUUCCAUGAUGAAUGCCAUGUUCCUCACGUCGAAAGCAGAGGAAAAUCAUGAAAGAUGCCAGCUGUACGUGCACCUGCCCUACAGUCCCGCUGGAGCGCAGGUGGUGCGGGUGGGCAGCUGGAGCACAGCGCACGGCCUCAUACCACUUGAUGGAUACACAUUCUUUCCCGAGAAAUACAAUAACUUCCAUAGCAUGAGCAUCAACGUAACAUGGUUCCCAAUGCCACCCUACUUCGAGGAGAUUGAGUCUCACUUGAAAACUAAUCAAAUGGCCAGCUUCACCGGAAGAGGUUACCGAAUGCUAGAAGUCAUUGCGGAAGCCCUUAACUUUACAAUUAAUGUCAUGCCUUUCGAAAACUGGAAUGUUGUAAGGGAAAACAUUAUUAGUCGCAAAGCAUUUAUUCGGCCAAUUAAACUUGCCAUAUUACCACGCUUCGAGAAGUUAUACGACUUCACCAUGUUCAUUGAGCGGGCCACCUUGGGCUUCACCAUGACCAAGCCUACCAUCAAACCCAAUUGGCAGAGUCUCUCCCACCCACUACAGCCAGAGGUUUGGGGCUCCGUGGUUGCCACAGUUCUUCUAGCGUUCAUCGUCCUCAUGUGGAUGAAUUCUAGCGGUGAGAACAAGGAAUCCGAAACAUGGUUGGUGGUGAGGCAGGUGGUUGGAACGCUGCUUGACGAGGCCAUCACAGGAGAACUGCCGAGGAAGAGUUCGACUCGAGUGAUGUUAACAGCGUGGCUGAUUUUUUCCUUUAUUGUGGGAACGGUAUAUCGCAGUAACCUGACAGCGUCCCUAACAGCGCCUAAGUAUCCCAGACGCGCGGAAACAUUGGCUGACCUCGUCGCCACAGGAGCAAAAAUCGCAAUGCCACCAGAUAUGGUUAACUUUGUCAUCGGUUUUAAGAAGUCAGAUUCCAAACUGUUCAAGGCAGUGAGUGAGAGAGCAGAGUUUGUCGCGUCUUUUAAAGAAGGAAUAGAGCAAGUCUCCCAUAAACACAAGGCUUAUAUAUACGAAAGGCUGAACAUGAAGGCCUUGAUUGCUGAACACUUCACCAACCAGAGAGGGUUUACGCCACUCUACGUAGCAAGGGACAACAUCUUAGCUGGUUACUGCGGCUGGCCACUAGCCCCUAACACACCAUUCAAGACCCACCUCGACCGCUACAUUAUGGAUUUUCAUGGGGGUGGACUGAUAGAAAAAUGGACAACACUGGUUUUAGAGAAAGCAGGGUUUGACAGUCGGCAAAGACAGAGCAAAACUGAAGAGAGUAGUAGCGAAUCUCUCCAGGACACGGAUAAGGUCACCAUGGCUCUUACUUUAGUUCACAUGCAAGGGCCUCUCUUCCUCUUUAUUGCAGGCGCCCUUCUAUCCCUUGCCGUUUUUUUAGGAGAAAACGCUGUUAAGUUUUAUUCUUUUAGACAAAUUUCGUGUAGGUCAGAAUCUAAUAAUCCCCAUCAAAAGUAAAUUUGUUCCCUCCUUUCCAGACACCUUGAUUAAUGCUAGCCUUCUUCAGUAUACUUAGUUAACUACGCAUCUUCAUUCCUUCAAUUUUGCCGUACCUUCUCGUGCGAGUACCAGAGAAGCAUUUUCCUGCCGUAUCUACUCAAAUCUCAUUGUCACUUUACAUAUGUCAAAUUUCUCUCAACAUGCUAAGUCUGUUUCACAAGCGCAUCUUUAUUUUAGUAACCUUGCAUUUUGUGUAAUAUAUACUGUAACUUCAUCCAUCUGUUUCUGUAAAAGCAUAACUCGUGCUCUACAUUUAUUUUAUCGUUUUGGCUAUCUCGUAUCCCUUCAGGUACUGGAAUAAUGUUUUACUUACACUGUUAAACGAUAUAUGCAAAUCAUCUUUACAUAUCACCUUUGGAAAACGAAAAUAAUCAAACAAAUAAAAUUAACUUCCCA
This is a messenger RNA of Scylla paramamosain (green mud crab), 2722 nucleotides long. RefSeq lists its product as uncharacterized. Gene Ontology annotation, molecular function: ligand-gated monoatomic ion channel activity. NCBI's taxonomy places the organism in Eukaryota, Metazoa, Arthropoda, Malacostraca, Decapoda, Portunidae. The record is from RefSeq and is a predicted model, not a curated record. Bases 263 to 2284 code for a protein of 673 amino acids. The transcript has 10 exons. Gene Ontology annotation, cellular component: membrane.